CUUGGCAGGUCCUCUGGAGCAGGCGGAGGCAGUGGAUGAGAGGGCUGGUCAAGGAAGACACAAACCCCACCUUUUAUUUUAAGAGCCCGUGGAUUGUAAUUCAGGUUGGCAGAGCCGUCCAGGCCUUGGCCUACCCUGGCCUCCACUUGGGAAUGUUGAGGUCCCUCUGAUUGUUAAAUCUUGCCAAUUACAGAGAUCCUAUCUUCUCUCUCUCUCUCUCUCUCUUUUUAAGUUUAGUCAUCCCAAAGAUGACUUUCUGAUCAACACUUGGCAGAACUCUCUCUGUCCUCCAACCCCAUUGGCCACGGGGCAACUUGAAUAGGCUGGGCGUGCCGGCUUCUCCACGCUGCUCAGUCUCCGCCUUCAUGCCCCAGUCCACACGUGGUUCCCUCACUGACAGCUAAGAGGCAGUGGGCAAGAAACAAAUGACUCCCUCCUCCUCCUCCUCUACCUUCUGUAAUGUGACCAGUUAUGAUCCCUGCGUGCAUGAAGUAUUUACAGCUGGCCGAUCAGGCUCCUCUGGUUUGGACAGGUAGGCAAGAAAGGGGAUCACACAGGCCUGAUGCUGACGCUCUGGUGAUGUCACCCACCCAGAAAGGGGCAAGAAAGGGAAAGAGGGGGAAAUGUCAUCCCCAAAAUGAAUGGGAGAGAAGUGUGAAGUGGCUGCACCUUGAACAAAAGAAGCUGCCCCCAAGGUGGAAUAGAGAAGGCAGUCAAAGUGAAGUCACUUUUUUUUUAAACUGCUGGCUCCUCAUGUUCAGUUCUGUCACUCACAUCUUUUACUCCUGCUUUCAGAUAGCUCGGUGCACUUUUUUCCUCCCAGGAACUGGUGUGACAAAAGUCCCUGCUACCUACAGACAAGAUCCCAACUCUGCUCACCCACACUGACUCAGGCCUUUGGUUAAUUAUUGAUAGAAAGUCCCAGCAUCAACCUCUAAUAGCCUUCCCUGGGGCGGAGGGCUUUGCUCAAGUCGGAAAAUAUGUGUUAUUCAUCUGCUCAUUCACUCAACACUCAAAUAUUUCAUAACUGCCGCUAUGGUCUAGGCACUGUUCUAAGUGCUGGGGAUGGGUGAGGUCCCUUCCUUCAAGAAGCGGAUAUUCUAGUGGAGGAGUUAAACACAAAAAAUAUGUGUGUCUGACCUCCUAAUAUGUGCAAGCUUUGGGUGAGUAGAAAGGAGUACAUCAUAGUGUUUGUCCUCCAGGGGCUCAUGUGUUAGGGUUAGGGCAGAUCCCUUUGGAAAUAAUUACAUGAGACAUAAAAGGACAAAGAAGUUGCUUUGGGCAAGUUAUGAGGGGAGACACUCUCACUGAGAGAGGGUGGGGAGGGACUGGGAAGGCUUCUAAAAGGGGCCAGUAUUUUGAGCUGGGGCUUGAAGAAAGGAUAGCACUUCCACAGGUAGAUAUUGCUGGGAUAGGUGUGCUGGGAAGAAAGGAGAACUUGUGCAAAGGCCCUGAGGCUGGGAAAUAGAGGUGGUGGCAGGGAACUCCACAGGCUGUCUGGGGAUGCUGGACAUCACCUCACAUGACCAACACUUCUCCAAGCUUCAGCAAAAGGCCUUCGGCCAGCAUUCUGGGCUCCAGGCUGGGAGGAAGGCAAUUCCCUCUGCACAAACUCCUCAGGGAAGUCCAGGGACCUGCAAGGCCAUCAGAGCCCAUCUUCGUUUGGGGUAUGCCUUCAGAGCUCUAUAAGCUCCUGCCCUCACCUGUUCACUCAUGGUCGCUCUGGUCCCUAAAAUGUAAGUGAUUCCCACAAAACAGGCAGCAAAUCUGUCCCUGUGCCAGGCUCAAAGCCGCCUCGCUAGAUUUUCCUCUCUAAUCUCAGACCCUCAGGAUUGCUCUGAAUCCUGGAUAAGAGGCAUUGGGAGGGGGGGACCCUGUGAGGCUCCGCAUGGUGCCCAGUCUGUGCCCAGAGACGACAGCAGCACAUGGUGACUCCCGAACUACCUCCUUUUGUCCUGUGUCCUCUUGGCAGAUGAUCCCAGUUGCCCUUCCCCCAUGCCCCACCCCCAUGCCUGGUGGCACAGACACUUAGCAAUUUGCUCCUUAAUUGUCCCCCAGCUAGGCUGCGCAGAUGCUGCUCUUUAAUCUCUCCUGAUAAAUGAAUCGCGCCUCUCCUUUAAUCAUAUGUUCAUAUCCAAGCCAAUUUGAAUCCAUUUGGCAGGGAGUGUGUUGCAAGAGAUGCCAUGACUGCUGCUUCUCCCCACCCAGGGCCCUGGAGCCAGCACGUCUGCUGUCCUCACCCUCAGCAAAGAGCCCAGGAGGCCCAUCCAGGCGAAGGAUCUCCUACCUGAGUGAUGGGGACUUUUCAAAGUCAAUCAUUCACUCCUGUCCUCCAAGCAGGCCCGUGUGGGACUGGAGGGAGAUGGAUUCCCAAAGGCCUCAGAAGUGGGAGGGACAGGGUGAGUCCACAGCCUUCCUUGGUCAUUGAAGAAAGGGCCCCAUUAUCACCCCUGGGAGAAAGUGCUGCCUUAAAUCUAACCCUAAUCCUUUCUGUUCCCCUUUCAUUUCCUCUGAGCUGGUUCUCAGGGAAGCUGCGACACUUUUUACAUAGCAACGUAUUCCAGACCAGUCUAUGAUCAUUUGUACUUGCCUGCUACUGCUACUGGCUGCCACCCCCAACGCCUUUCAUCUUUCCCCAGGAAGUCUUCUUUUCUAAAUCCUCCAGCCUGGUGGGCAGUCCAGGACAUGCUUGGUAAUGUACCAAGUUCUGCCACGUUUGGGGCUGCUGCUUCUUUCACCUACCGAGUGGUGUCCCCCGACCCUAGUGGAAGCAAAACAAAAUCAGACGAAUAAAACCUGCUAAACUGAGCGCUUCUGCCGCUAGCACUGAGACCUUGGAGAAGAGCCUUGACCGCUUGGGCCUCACUUUCCCCAUCUGUAAAACAAGGUGGAAUUGCUGGCAAGAAUCUUUUGGAUCCUAGGUUCGGACAGAGCCCCUCAAUGCUGCCAACAGAACCUCUCACCCCCACCUUUUUAUCACCCUUGGUGAGGAGCCGGAGGGGACCGAUGGGUGGCGCAAGUGGGGCCGGGAGAAGACAGACGUCUUCUCCCAGCGCGAGGGCUGUCUGGGCUUGGUUCCGUCCAGCAGCCCCAUGCGCCUCCGCGUCCUCUUCAUUUCCUUUCCUUUUUCCGGGCUGGUUCUGCCUGGCCAGGCAAGCGCCCUCCGGUUCACUGGGAACCCGGGCGUAUUAGCAUAUUCAUAUCUCAUUUGCAUGACCUCGGCCUCCGGAGCACGGAACCUCUGGCUCCGCCUCCGUCUGGAGGUUCCCCGCCCCGUCCCCCACCCGCCCCCGCGCUCUACCCGGAAGCCAUGCCUCUUAAAAGGUCCUUGAGCCUGUGACAGGACCGAGCCCGUCGGCGUUGCCCUUGAAGGAUUCCAGAAGCAUAAGGACAGGUCUCCUCGCGCAGCAACCCGACGAUACUGUUCCCCGCCCUUUUAAGGGCUACUGGAAGCCCUCAGCAGGAGCUGAAGCUGUGUAGCAACUGGGGCUGAGGGGCCUGCCCGGCCUGUCAGUAGUGACCCAGAGGAUGAGGAGGACAAAAUCAAUAUGACCAUGAUCUGUAAGGGUGGACAUGACCCAAUGGCCAGACUGUGCCUAGCUAAUGGAUUCCUGCUUCUCAUACCUGACUCCGUCUAAGAAGGUUUAGCCCCUUAAGGAAAAAGUAUUUUCGCUGUUUCAGAGAGUCAACUGACCGGACUUUCCUCGGAGGCCCCUACAGUGGGGGAAGAGCAGGCCCCAGGCAUGGAGGAGACGGAUGGGGAGCUGACAGUGAACCCCACACCUGAGCAGCCAGAACGAGGCAUCCACUUCGUCACAACGGCCCCUACCCUGAAGCUGCUUAACCACCACCCCCUGCUCGAGGAAUUCCUACAAGAGGGGUUGGAGGAGGGGGAGGCAGAGCUGAGGCCAGCACAGCCCUUCCGGCCUGACCCACCUACACCAUACACCCCGAGUCCCCUUCCCCUUCUGGCCAAGCAGGACAGCCGCCCCGUCUUCACCAGCCCCACUCCAGCCAUCGUGGCAGCACCUACUCAGCCCCAGUCCAGGGAAGGACCCUGGAGCCUGGAGUCAGAGCCCUCUGCACUUCAUAUCACAGCUCCCCUACCUCCAGGGCCCAGUAUGGCAAUGCCCACCCCAGGCCCAGCAGAGAGGCCCAAUACUACACCCCCUAGCAGGGCAUGGACUCCAACCCGAGAAGGUCCUGGAGACGUAGGCAGGCCCUGGGGUCCAGAGGUCAUGUCGCAGACCACAGGGCUUGGGAUUGAGGGGACUGUCACCACCUCUACGGCUUCAGGAGAUGAUGAGGAGACCACCACCACCAGCACCAUCAUCACCACCACCAUCACCACAGUCCAGCCACCAGGCCCUUGUAGCUGGAAUUUCUCAGGCCCAGAGGGCUCUCUGGACUCCCCCACAGCCCCCAGCUCACCCCUUGAUGUCGGCCUGGACUGUUUCUACUACAUCUCCGUCUAUCCUGGCUACGGUGUGGAAAUCAAGGUCCAGAACAUCAGCCUCCGAGAAGGGGAGACAAUAACUGUGGAGGGCCUCGGGGGGCCUGACCCCUUGCCCCUGGCCAACCAGUCUUUCCUGCUGAGGGGCCACGUCAUCCGCAGCCCCACCCACCAAGCGGCCCUGAGGUUCCAGAGCCUCCCACCACCCGCUGGGCCUGGCACCUUCCAUUUCUACUACCAAGCCUAUCUCCUGAGCUGCCGCUUUCCCCGACGUCCAGCUUAUGGAGCCGUGACUGUCACCAGCCUCCACCCAGGAGGUAGUGCCUGCUUCCACUGUGCCACUGGCUACCAGUUGAAGGGUGCCAGGCUCCUUACCUGUCUCAACGCCACCCAGCCCUUAUGGGAUUCUCAGGAGCCUGUCUGCAUUGCUUCCUGCGGUGGAGUGAUCCGCAAUGCCACCACGGGCCGUAUCGUGUCUCCUGGCUUCCCGGGCAACUACAGCAUCAACCUCACCUGCCACUGGCUGCUUGAGGCUCCCGAGGGCCAGCGGCUGCACCUGCACUUUGAGAAGGUUUCCCUGGCAGAGGAUGACGACAGGCUCAUCAUCCGCAAUGGGGACAACGUGGAGGCCCCACCGGUGUAUGAUUCCUACGAGGUGGAGUACCUGCCCAUUGAGGGCCUGCUCAGCUCCGGCCGACACUUCUUUGUGGAGCUCAGUACUGACAGCAGUGGUGCGGCUGCAGGCAUGGCCCUGCGCUAUGAGGCCUUCCAGCAAGGCCAUUGCUAUGAGCCCUUUGUCAAAUACGGCAACUUCAGCAGCAGCGCACCCUCCUACCCCGUGGGUACCACCGUGGAGUUCAGCUGCGACCCUGGCUACACCCUGGAGCAGGGCUCCAUCAUCAUUGAGUGCGUUGACCCUCAUGACCCCCAAUGGAAUGAGACAGAGCCUGCUUGCCGAGCUGUGUGCAGUGGGGAGAUCACAGACUCGGCCGGCGUGGUGCUCUCCCCCAACUGGCCAGAGCCCUACGGCCGUGGGCAGGACUGCAUCUGGGGCGUGCAUGUGGAGGAAGACAAGCGCAUCAUGCUGGACGUCCGAGUGCUGCGCAUAGGCCCUGGUGACGUGCUUACCUUCUACGAUGGGGAUGACCUGACAGCCCGGGUCCUGGGCCAGUACUCUGGGCCCCGUGGCCACUUCAAGCUCUUUACCUCCAUGGCUGACGUCACCAUACAGUUCCAGUCAGACCCCGGGGCCUCAGUGCUGGGCUACCAGCAGGGCUUUGUCAUCCACUUCUUUGAGGUGCCCCGUAAUGACACGUGUCCGGAGCUGCCUGAGAUCCCCAAUGGCUGGAAGAGCCCGUCGCAGCCUGAGCUGGUACAUGGCACUGUCGUCACUUACCAGUGCUAUCCUGGCUACCAGGUGGUGGGAUCCAGUGUCCUCAUGUGCCAGUGGGACCUAACCUGGAGUGAGGACCUGCCCUCCUGCCAGAGGGUGACUUCCUGCCAUGACCCUGGGGAUGUGGAGCACAGCCGACGCCUCAUAUCUAGCCCCAAGUUUCCCGUGGGGGCCACCGUGCAGUACAUCUGUGACCAGGGUUUUGUGCUGACGGGGAGUGCCAUCCUCACCUGCCAUGACCGCCAAGCCAGCAGCCCCAAGUGGAGCGACCGGCCCCCCAAAUGUCUCCUGGAACAUCUCAAGCCGUGCCAUGGCCUCAGCGCCCCCGAGAAUGGUGCCCGCAGUCCUGAGAAGCAGCUGCACCCAGCGGGGGCUACUAUCCACUUCUCAUGUGCCCCUGGCUACGUGCUGAAGGGCCAGGCCAGCAUUAAGUGUGUGCCCGGACACCCCUCACAUUGGAGUGACCCCCCACCCAUCUGUAGGGCUGCCUCUCUGGAUGGCUUCUACAGCGGCCGCAGCCUGGAUGUUGCCAAGGCGCCUGCUGCCUCCAGCACCCUGGAUGCUGCUCACAUCGCAGCUGCCAUCUUCUUGCCGCUGGUGGCAAUGGCGCUCUUGGUGGGAGGUGUGUACCUCUACUUCUCCAGGCUCCAGGGGAAAAGCCCCCUGCAGCUGCCCCGAACACGACCCCGCCCUUAUGACCGCAUCACCGUGGAGUCAGCAUUUGACAAUCCGACUUACGAGACUGGAUCUCUUUCCUUUGCAGGAGACGAGAGAAUAUGAAGUCUCCAUCUAGGUGGGGCAGCCUGGGCAAGCUGGCUCAGCCCUGCCUCACAGCCCAGCAGCAGAGCUCCCAGCUUCCUGCUGUCCCUCCACCUCCUGUACAUACCACCUGGGAAGAGAUGCCACCAAUCCCUCAAAAAGUUGUGCUCUUCCCGCCUGCAAUGCCCGCCAGGGCCUAUUUUCUUGGUACCACUGCCCACUUAGGGCCCUUCCUUGGGUCCAAGUCAGGGGCAUCUGCCUCUAGGCAGAACACAGCUGGGGCACAGGCAUCAAGAACCAGCAUUCUCCUGACUCUCUUUCGUGCCCUGGACCUCCAGCCUGGAAUUCACAGGCAGAGCGGGAGCGCCUCUCUCCACGUGACCGCCAUCCAGCCCUGGCAUGUAGCACCCUGCAGCAGGGUUAACUUGACGGUGGCGGAAACUGUGCCAGGGUGCUCCUCACAGGGCCAUCACCAGUGGCCAAAACUGCUCUCAGCAGUGACCUCUGGGUAGUCCUGACAUGCUGACAUCAGCCCCCUCGGGGGGGGGG
This is a messenger RNA of Orcinus orca (killer whale), 7154 nucleotides long. RefSeq names its product seizure related 6 homolog (gene SEZ6). Gene Ontology annotation, biological process: synapse maturation; regulation of dendrite development. Gene Ontology annotation, cellular component: endoplasmic reticulum; neuronal cell body; dendritic spine. The transcript has 18 exons. The coding region runs from base 3744 to 6626 and encodes 960 amino acids. The record is from RefSeq and is a predicted model, not a curated record. NCBI's taxonomy places the organism in Eukaryota, Metazoa, Chordata, Mammalia, Artiodactyla, Delphinidae.